Messenger RNA from Yamadazyma tenuis ATCC 10573, 1944 nucleotides. Lineage: Eukaryota; Fungi; Ascomycota; Pichiomycetes; Serinales; Debaryomycetaceae. The record is from RefSeq and is a predicted model, not a curated record.
AUCACUUGUUCUUUUUUUAAAUCCACCCCAGCUGACCCACACAAACUUGUCUUGUGUACCUCCAUCCACAACCCCGAAGUUUGAGUCACGUGGACGCCUCCUAGCACCCCCUCAUGUCAGUUUACACCCCCAAUUCGGCCGCCGUGGCUCAACAACAAGCCCAGGCCCAAGCCCAAGCAGUUGCUCAACAACAAGCUCAACAACAGGCCCAACAGGCCCAACAGGCUCAACAGGCCCAGGUGCAACAGAGACAGCACCAACAGCGAUUGGGCGAAUUGCUCGACGCGGUAAAACAAGAGUUUGAAUUUGCCCUCAAUGAAGCAUCUAACUUCAAGCAAGUAAAAGAAGACUACGAUCUUAAAUGCAACCAGCAAAUGGCUGAAAUGCAACAAAUCCGCCAGACGGUGUACGAGUUGGAAAUGGCCAACAGGAAAAUCAAGGAGGCCUACGAAGAAGAGAUUUUAAGGUUGAAAACCGAGUUGGAGAAUAGAGAUCGGGCAAAUGGCCUGAGAUACUACCCAGCCGUGCCGCCCGCUCUUGCCGACCCCAAGCUUGCAGUCAAACCAGAGCUUGUGCCCAAGCUUAAAGAAGAAUCAGCUCCUGAGUCUUCGUCCGCAUUGACGGUGGUGGACUCUUCGCAAUAUGUGGUCAAUCCCGCUCAAAAGGCGCUACACGUGAAGGAGAUUCCUCCAUUUUUGGCGGAUCUUGACGUUUCCAAGGCCAACUCUGAAUUCAAAAAACAAUUGCAAGACUAUUAUGUAUUAUACAACCCAGCGUUUAAGAAAGAUUUCGAUGUGGAGUUGAUCCACUCAUUGAAUCAUUCAUCAGUUGUGUGUUGUGUGCGUUUCAGUAAAAACGGAGAAUUCAUCGCUACUGGUUGUAACAAGACCACCCAAGUGUUCAACGUUGAAACCGGUGAAUUGGUUGCGAAAUUGGUGGAUGAUAACUCUUCCAAUGGGGUUAAUGAUGAUGCCAAUAAGGCUGCUCUGGCCAAGGAUUCUCAACCAGCUUCAAGUGCCAAUGGUGAUUUAUAUAUCCGGUCUGUGUGUUUUUCGCCUGAUGGAAAGUUUUUGGCCACUGGUGCUGAAGAUAAGUUGAUCAGAAUCUGGGAUUUGACCACCAAAAGAAUCAUUAAGAUUUUGAGGGGUCACGAACAAGACAUCUAUUCAUUGGACUUUUUCCCCGAUGGCAACAGGCUCGUUUCUGGUUCUGGUGACAGAACCGUAAGAAUCUGGGAUUUGCGUUCUUCACAAUGUUCCUUAACUUUACUGAUUGAAGAUGGGGUGACUACUGUGGCCGUUUCCCCUGAUGGACAAUUGAUUGCUGCUGGUUCGUUAGACAGAACCGUGCGAGUAUGGGAUUCCACUACAGGAUUUUUGGUUGAACGUUUGGAUAGUGGAAACGAACAAGGUAACGGACACGAAGAUUCGGUUUAUUCGGUGGCAUUUUCAACAAACGGUAAGCAAAUUGCGUCUGGAUCUUUGGAUAGAACCGUAAAGUUGUGGAAUUUACAAGGUAAAAAUGAAAACAAUUCAUCAGUUGGCAAAAAGUCAUCUUGCGACGUUACGUACAUUGGUCACAAGGAUUUUGUAUUAUCAGUUUGCUCGACUCCAAACAACGAGUAUAUUUUAUCUGGCUCAAAAGAUAGAGGAGUUAUCUUCUGGGACCGGUUAUCAGGUAACCCAUUGUUGAUGUUACAAGGACACAGAAACUCUGUUAUUUCGGUUGCUGUGUCGUUGAACUCCAAGGGAUCUGAAGGUAUUUUUGCAACCGGAUCUGGUGAUUGUAAGGCCAGAUUAUGGAAGUGGACGAAGAAGUAAAUAAGUAAAAGACCAUGAAAAGUUAAUGGUUUGAAUUCCUUCCUCUUCUGCUGAUCUUUUUUUCUUUUGAAAAGAUUACUAGAAAUUAUGUAUUAAUAAAACUGUGAAGAAGUAACCCCCAUCU